Messenger RNA from Linum trigynum, 4138 nucleotides. NCBI's taxonomy places the organism in Eukaryota, Viridiplantae, Streptophyta, Magnoliopsida, Malpighiales, Linaceae. The record is from the annotation of a GenBank genome assembly.
UUGAGACUAACUAAAAAUAAAAUCCCCUAAAGAAUAGAGUAACUCAUCAUCGUUCUUACCAAUUCAAUUCUUUUGUAGUUUUAUAUGUUCUUCUUAUCGAAAUCUCAGCCUUACUAGUAAUCACAUUCAUUUCAAUUUCGUUUCACAUUUAACAAUGAAAUUCACUUGUAAUUACAAGCAGAGUUGAUGUAGUUAUAAACUCUGAAGUCGUGAAAGAUAAAAAUAAAAUAAAAAUAUAAUCAUACGCGAUUGCAGCUUAUGAUAAUCACAUUGGAUGAAAACAGAGUUGUAUGUACACUAUAUUGUAUCACGAGUUCACUACAAUAUCAUUUGAGUUCAAGCCCUUUUCAUUGGACCUUUUAAUAGUUAAUGAUAAAUCCAUAAUAUUAUCAUAAAAAAGUUGCUAAUAGAACUCCUUGCAUUCGGUGAGUUUGAAAUAUUUUGAUUGAAUAAUAUAGUAUAUGCAUACUUCCACCAAUAACAUGUAUCGCUCAAAGCUAAAAGGAAUUAUGCAAGUCAUGUUUAUCACCAUAACUUUCGAAAUUAGAUGUCACUCCUUGUUAAAUGUAACAAUGUUGAAGAUAUGAUGGACAAAUUGUGAUUUUCUUUUGUUCUGAUGCCAUGUGCAAAGCAUUCGAUGAUACUGGUUGUAAAUAGUAGUAGCUAACAAAAUGUGUCUAUGUCAUACAAAAGUGGUCAUAUUAGUCAAAUUUUUAAUUUCGAAAUAGUUAAUUAAUAUUUCACUAACUUAAAAAAAUUGAACACAAAAUUGUAUUUUUUUUCAAAAAAUAAUUAUUUAGAUUAGAAUUCAUCGUCGAUAUAUUUUUCAUCAGUGCCAGACUAACUCGAUUGUGAGUGUGAACUGUGAGAUCAGUAAGCAAAGAGAUGCUUUGUAAAACAAUAAAACAAAACCCGAAAUAAAUGGUAAUUAAUCAUCAUUGACGAUUGCCAUUUUGUUCCCUCCCCUAAAUUAAUAAAAUAAAAUAUGAGAGACAAAAUCCAAGAUCAUGGGGUUUGCCGCGCCGUGGGUCCCACACCAGGCUCCAUUAUUGGUUUCGCUUCAUCUCCAAGCCACGUCAUAAUCCUUCCACGCAUUACCCGAUUAAAACUUUUACUGUUUUACAUAAUCACUCAGCUUUGCCGGGACUAACCCGGACCCGGAAGAUUACCGAAAUUAAUUAAUUAUGUCCCACGCUGACACGAUACUAAUUAUUUGAUUCCUGAAUUUUGAUGGUUUACUAGUCAUAUUUUCCAACAACUGGAAAGGGCAUUUCGGUCACUCCAGGGUCCGCUCUCUCAUAUAUAUAUAAGACGACUCUCCCGUGUUCUUCGCAAUUAAAACCCAAACGGAAACAAAAUCUCCAAACUGGUAAAAGAAAAAAAAAUAUAUAAAAAGAAUUCUCCAGACUUUUCUACUUUCCUCUUCCGCCGCCGCUCCUCCUCCUCCGUUGAUGGACGCAAGUGAAGCCCUGAACCUCUACGAUUCCUACUGGUUCGAGAUGGAGAUAUUGACGGACCGGUCAACGAAUUCUUCCCCUUCGCCGCCGGAUUCCCCGCCGGAGACGCCGACUAUGGCCAGCAUCUAUAUGCAGAUCCAGAAGCAACAAUCUCCCCUUCCGCCUCCGCCGACGACUCGCGGCGGCCAAUCGACGAUUCUCAGAUCCGUGAGCGAGGAUCUGUACACGAAGCCGAGCUUCCACAACAUCCCGGCCUCGCCGGAUUCCGUCCUCACUUCCCAGCUCCGCACAAUCCUCUCCGGCAAAGAAGCCACCGGAGACGAAUCGGAACAAUUCACUAACUACUCCCCUCCUCCUCCUCCACGCCCGCGUCGCAGAAAGGUACCUCGCGCCGCCUCCGGUUCCAAUUCGCCGCCCAAGGCGCGCAGAGCGGCGAAGAAAGGGCCGGCAAGCAAGAGCCUGUCGUCGCUGGAGUUCGAAGAGGUGAAAGGGUUUAUGGAUUUAGGGUUUGUGUUCUCCGAAGAAGACAGGGACUCCAGGUUGGCGUCGAUUCUCCCCGGGCUGCAGAGACUGGGGAAGAAGGUCGACGGAGAAGUGGACGAAUCGGCGAUUCCGCGGCCGUACUUGUCGGAAGCCUGGGCGGCUCGGGAGGCGGAGAAAUUGAGGAAUCCGGUGACGAAUUGGCGGGUUCCGGCGAUGGGAUUGGGGAGCGAGAUGGAUAUGAAAGAUAGCUUGAGAUUGUGGGCGCAUACUGUUGCAUCUACGGUUAGAUAACGUUGGUUGGACGGUUGGACCGAAUCCGAAGCCACACACACUGAGAGGAAAAAAUUCAUUCUUUUUAAUUCGUUUGUAAGAUGAUUCUUUACUGUUCGUUAUUUACCCCUACCAAAUGUAAAUACAGAGCCAAAUAAAAAAGCUACGUUGUUGGAAUUGAUGAAGAUAUUAAUUAAUCAACUACCUAUAUGAAAAACAAUCAUUCUUUUAAUCAACUAUCUAUUAACAAGGUUGUCAAUCCGCGGGUCGACCCACUUUGACCCUGACUCAUUGAGAAAAAUGGGUUGCACACACCCGCCGGGUCGAUCGCUACAAGGUACCGGGUUGAAGAUGAAAUUGUGUCAUUUUUUCCUUUGGUUUGCGAAAUGCGCCUAUUUACCAAUUUUUCUUUUCGCCUAACUCAAUCUUUGGAAUCCUUAGUUGAACAUUUGAAUAUUGAUGUUAUAUAAGUGUGUUUGAAUUUUCACUAUAUGUUGGAUCUAAGUACGACAUGUUACUUUGGUGCAAUGUUAUAUGUAUUACUCAAAUGUUAGAUGAGAUUUGAUAUAAUUUAUCAGGAUAAGUACCAUAUAAUGACUCUUUCCAUAUUUCCGGGCUAAAAUGGGUGACCAGUUAACCCUUGACCCACUAACUCGACCGGGUCCGGGUCAACCCACGGGUUGACAACCUUGUCUAUUACUAUUCUAUCUAUGGCAAAAAAAAAAAAAAUCAACUACGUAUAUGAGUCAUGCAAACGAGGUCGUGGCUUGCUAUUGGUUUUUAGUAUGGAGUUCCUAAAUUCGAAUUUUAGAGACGAUGCUCAUCUCUUUUUUCCCAUUCGUCUAGUUACAGUCCCGAUGAACAUGUUCCUGUAAAAAAAAUUACAGAUGAGUCUUAACAAUAAUAAUUGUCGGCGGGUUUAGUUUUACCGAUGAUGUCGAAGUUAAAUCGGGAUAAACCGAUUCAAUCAUUAGCUCUUUGUCCAAUUGUACACAACUAAUUGGUGGACUAUUUCUUCAUUCUUCUCUAUGCCACUUCCAUUCCAUUUCCCCGGUUUGUGCUUGGAUUUUAUCGUGGCUUGGAAUGAGUAGGACUGGGUAUUUGGUCAGGACUGUUUGGUUUUACCCGAAACCGGACCGUAUAACUCGGAUCGAGACCGGACUGGGAUCGCAAAGCAAACAAUUCAAUCUCAUAUUCGGUCUUAGAUUUGAGGUAAAAACUCGGAUAAAGACUGGAUAAGAGACCCCCAAAACCUAAAAUCAAGAUCAAAUUGGGACCGAACCGGGUCAAGACCGGACCGGAUCAAAACCGGACUGUAUCCAAUCUAAUUUUUGCUCCUUAUAUUCCCGAAAAGACCGGACUGGUACCAGAUCAAUUUGGUCCAAUUUAACCGGACCGUAUAGUCACCCCUAGGAAUGAGGAUAGGCGAUGGGCAUGGGCACCACACCAUGGUCUUGGACUCUUGCUGGGGGUUUUGGUAAAGGUUCAUCGAUAAAAAUUAGGUAUUCGUAUGAUAUGAAAUGUAAUAAGGAUUUGCGAUUUCGAAAAAUAUCCAAAGUAAAUUUCUUUAUUCGAAUAAUUUAUGCAUUUACUUAUCGUUAAUAAUUUUAUUUUCAAAAAAUUUCCAUCAUAAUUGAGCCCCUCAAACUUGAAAUACUGAUUUCGCCCCCUUGUUGUUGUGGAAUGAAACACUUUUCCAGUCAAUGGCGACUCGUCAAAUUUGAUUUACCUGAAUACACAGGAGUUGUGAUAGGUGAAAAGGCGUCAGUAACUUUAUAAUUGGUCGCAUAAUUGUGCCUCUGGAGUCUGAAUGUCUGAAUCGCCUCUCGUAGCUGUUGUAAGUAAAAAAAAAAUCUCUCCUUUUAUGUUCUGCCAUGGCGCCAUUAACCAUUAUAUUAUACCCUUCCAAGUAAAAUGGUGUUACAAAU